UAUCUCUUCCCAGGUCUAUGGUCCGGGCUGUCCGGGUGUAAUUCGCGCCCCCGAAGGGAGAAGAACGGAGGAUCGCGAAUGCGAGAGGUGUAGCCUAGAGGAACGGAGAUUUCGCUGAUUACAUAUAAGUGGUGGGCACGCAUCGUCCGGCGAAUUGCAUCGUUGCUGUCGUUAGCGAAAUCGUUGGAUGGCCGAGCGAGGUCAAUUCCGGUUUCCGAGUUCGCUUCCGUGAUCCGUGAUCUUUAUUCUCGAGCGAGUCCCUGUUCGCGUACUGGACGACUGGACCGGAUUUCGCUCGAGUCGCUAUGAGCCAGUGACACAACUGGCCACUGCCAGCGGCAUGCCGUCAUCAUCAUCAUCGUCGUCGUCGUGGUCGUCGUCAUCGUCAUCGUCAUCGUCAUCGUCGUCGAGAGGCGGCCACCAGUCCCGGCUGAGCUCCGAGAUAUGCUCUCCGAAUUCGCGUCCGUGGCAGUGACCCGCCCCGGCAAAAUUGUCGCCCUCGUCUGUCACGUCCGUGUGAAGUGAUCGAACGAUGGAGAACCAGGACGAUCGGACGGUCAGAGCGAACGGAAACGAGGAUCCACAGACGAAGAUCAGCCGAUUGGAGUCGGAGAACGUUAAGAUGCGAGAGGAGUUUAAUGUACAAAGGGCCAAGAUGAAGGAGUUGUUCCUUCAGAAAGAGGUGGAAUUAAAACGGAGGCUAGAGGAAAAUAUGGGCCUGCAGAAGGAAAAUUUGAGACUGAAGAAUGAGCUGGACGAAGCAAAGAGCCAACUAGUCGUCGCGGAUCUUAAGAUACAGAAUGAUAUAAUGAUGGAGAAGAGGAAGGCCCAGGAGGAGAUAGCAUCUUUGCAACAGGUUAUACACGAAACGGUGGAGGAGUCCUCCUGCUCUAGGAAGCAGCUUGUCAGCGAAGUGUCGAAAUUACAACUGGCUCUUUCUAAGCUUCAAGAAGAGAAUGCGCUGCUGAAAACGCAAUUGCCGCGCGACCCGCCGACGGACGGGCCGCAAAUCUCGUUGUCUACAGUAACCAAGACAUUAGCUAGAAAAGUGGUAUCGCAAUUAGGCGCGGAUUCCUUAUCUUUAGGCCCUGACAAUUUAGAAGAAAGCAUGCGGAAGGUAAAAAAAUAUGCGCAAGAAGAUGCGGAAGUUUUACGUUCAUUGGUUGUUCCACUUGAGGAGGAGAUAAAAGCUUUAAAGGAGAAACUGAGAUCAACCGAUGACGAAUUACAAAAAUAUAAAGAAGUUCUAACAAAGAGACGGCAGCAAGAACCUGGUUCCUUCGAGCCGUCGUGUGAUAUGUGCGUUAACUACGAAGCGCAAUUAGUCAAAGUAGAAGCGACUGCCAAGGAUUUGGAGAAGCAAUUGUUGGACUCUCAACGUAUGCUGCAAGCUCAAAAGGAGGAUCUAGCUAAGGAAGUUGAAUUUCGAAAGGAGAUGGAGGAAAAGUGGAAUGAGAAGAAAGAGGAGCAUAAAAUCAAAGUUGCGGAGCUCACCGUCACCUCGCAGACGGCGCAGCAAAAUUUACUAGAGUUGAAGAAAACUUUUGAACAAAUUCAAAGGAGUAUAUCGGAGGAACUUUGUAAAUUGACACGAGGCAGAGAAGAAGUACAGAGACAUCUUACUGCACUUCAGAUGGAGAAUGAAAAUCUUGUGGGUAAACAUAGUAAACAUUCGCAACAACUUCAAAGUGAGAGUAUCAACAUGCCAAACACUGUUGAGGAACUGCAUAUGAGCCUUCUAAAAAUUCGCGAAGAUUUAAUUACAGCCAAAGUGGCUCAAGAAGUUGCACAGGAGAAGGAAGAAACAUUGCGAUACGAAGUUACUUUACUGAGAGAACAAAUGGAGCAGGAGAGUAGGGUUAAGGAACAAGACAAUGCUGUAUUAAAGAAUGAAAUAAGUGGGUUGAGAGCGCAAUUAGAUAAAUAUAUAAGAGAUCAUCGUACACUCGCCGAUAAAGAAGAGAAACUUGAUCGGUUGGAAAAACAGCUGCAGGAAGUUCAGAAAGAGAAGAAGGAUGCAGACUCGGUUACAACUGAAUUACGACAAAGAGUUAUGAGUCUACAGCAAGAAUUAGAUACCAGCGAGGCAGUACAGAAAGACUUUGUUCGAUUAUCACAAUCAUUACAGGUACAACUGGAAAGGAUUAGACAGGCAGGUAGCGAAGUAAGAUGGCAACAUGAAGAGGAUGUCGAAGAGUGUCCUAGUUGUCACACCACAUUCUCAGUCACAAAAAAGAAGGUACAUUGUCGUCACUGUGGCCAUAUAUUUUGUCAAUCUUGCCUCUCACACGUUGUGAACAGUGGGCCGAAACAAAGACCAUCCAGAGUCUGUGAUGUUUGUCAUACUUUAUUAGUGCAAGAUACCGCACCAUACUUCAGCCAAGAACCUCCACAUACACCUGACUAAAUGUUCUAAAGUUACGGGAUUCUAACACAGUUUAAUAAGACAUGCAAUAUCAGUCUGGUAAUAUACUGAUUGGUAUGUCUCAAAAGUAUACCGAUCUAAGGUGACUAAGGCCCGUAUUCAUAGUCGAAUCUUAUAUCAAGACUGUCUUAAGAUGCUAAUAUGGCUCUGUGCGUGGUUCACAACAUCUUAAGAUCGUAUACUUAACGCGGUCUUAAAUAUAAGAUACGACUAUGAAUACCGGCCAUAGAUGACUCUCCUUUUUUGUAGAGAGAGAGAGAGAAAAAGAGAGAGAGUUAGAAAUGUUGAUAGCGUAAAAAUGGGAUUUAGAUAAGAUUCCUAUUACCUGAAAACCGGAGUGAUACAACAGAUAUCGUGUAAAUAUAAAGUUAUGUACUAUCUAAUGGUUACUGUAAUUUAAACAGAUUAAAGCUUUUGAAUGUAUGUGAGUUGUUCAGAAGAAUCGUGAGUAUUUAUAUUACAUUAUCUUGUCUUUAUUUAAUUACGAUCUCUCAGAUAUUCAAUUAAAAGUUUUGUGUCUAUGAAAGAGAAACAGACAUCUAACUCUUUUUGAUGGAAAUAUUUUUUGUUUACUUAACCCUGCAACCGUACAUGUUAGUCGUUUGCGUCCUGGGCAUUUUGACUAUGUGGUAUUUUCCAAAGGUUUGUUUAUUUAGCGCGUUCGUAACGGUCUCUAAAAAAAGUUUGGGGUGGAGAAAGUGUGAGGCCACAGGCCCGCCAAAAUCCGUUACUUGUGACUACGAGUAGUAAACUUUUAUUGAGGACGUCAACGACCCACAUAUACGGUUUAUAUUAUACAUAGGUAAAAUUCAACUUUUCAAAAAUCCUUUUUUUUUACUCAAAAUAUAAAUUUUUACAAAAGUUUCGACUCAAUUAUUGCUCAAUUGCUCAUGUAAAAUGGCAAUGAGAAACAAUGAUGACAUCAGGCGAUUGCUCCGUAAAAAAAAUUGUGUUGCUGUAUUAUAUUUACUUAAAAUAAUAAAUUUGGAUAUUUUUGGACUUA
Molecule: messenger RNA, 3428 nt
Organism: Temnothorax curvispinosus
Lineage: Eukaryota; Metazoa; Arthropoda; Insecta; Hymenoptera; Formicidae
Gene: Rbpn-5
Product: rab GTPase-binding effector protein 1
Exons: 8
Coding region: 533-2407 (624 amino acids)
Biological process (GO): endocytosis
Cellular component (GO): intracellular membrane-bounded organelle
Molecular function (GO): growth factor activity; GTPase activator activity; metal ion binding
Source: RefSeq, a predicted model, not a curated record